UAGUUUCUCUUUAUUUUCUCAAAAGGACUUCAAUCCAAUCCCUCCUUCAAGCCCCUAAUCUGUCUUUUUAUUCCUUUUUUCAGUUUCAGAUUCUGUUUUUCAGUUCCUCUUCUCAUUGUUACUUUCAGUUGUUGUUUCUGGCUAACCAGGAGCAGCCACCACAACAUUAGCAAAAAAAUGCUAUCUCUAAAUGUGGUUCCACCCUCUUCCUCUGUCACUUUCAGCAAACCAAAUCACCAAUUUUCCAUUAAUGCUCACCCCAUUCUCAAACCAAAUCUUCUCAGAAGGUUCCACAGAGCCACUUCUCAGCUUCAUGAAUCAGCUUUCAAAACCUCCAACCUUUCUCUCACACCCACAUCUCAGAUCCAUCCUCCAAUCACAAAGUUAAAAUCUUUCACCAGAUUCCCCUCACUCUCAUUUGAUUCCUCUGCUAGAAUCAGACACCAGAUUGUUAAAGCAGCACCUGAUGCUGAUGCCAAUCCUGAGGGAGAGAGUCCAGCAGCAGCUCCUAUUGUUCCAAAAUCCAAGAAUCUCAAACUAGCUCUUGUCUUUGGGCUAUGGUACUUCCAGAACAUUGUCUUCAACAUUUACAACAAGAAGGCCUUAAACAUAUUCCCAUUCCCAUGGUUCCUUGCCUCCUUUCAGCUCUUUGUUGGGUCCAUUUGGAUGCUGGUGCUCUGGUCUUUGAAGCUCCAACCUUGUCCCAAAAUCUCAAAAUCCUUCAUCAUUGCUCUCCUUGGACCUGCUUUGUUCCACACAAUAGGCCACAUAUCAGCUUGUGUUUCAUUCUCUAAAGUUGCUGUGUCCUUCACACAUGUCAUCAAGUCUGCAGAACCAGUUUUCUCUGUCAUUUUCUCUUCUGUGCUUGGUGAUAGGUACCCCAUUCAGGUUUGGCUGUCCAUUCUACCUAUUGUGUUUGGUUGUUCUUUAGCUGUUGUUACUGAGGUUACUUUCAAUAUGCAAGGAUUGUGGGGUGCCCUCAUUAGCAAUGUUGGUUUUGUGUUGAGGAACAUUUACUCUAAAAGAAGCUUGCAGAAUUUCAAGGAAGUUGAUGGCUUAAACUUAUAUGGAUUUAUUACUAUACUUUCACUGUUCUACUUGUUUCCAGUGGCUAUUUUUGUUGAAGGGUCUCAGUGGAUCCCAGGGUAUUACAAGGCAAUUGAAACUAUAGGCAAACCAUCCACAUUUUAUAUAUGGGUUUUGGUGUCUGGGGUGUUCUACCAUCUUUAUAACCAAUCAUCUUACCAAGCCUUGGAUGAAAUUAGCCCUUUAACUUUCUCUGUGGGAAACACUAUGAAGAGAGUGGUGGUGAUUGUGGCUACUAUUUUGGUGUUCAGGAAUCCGGUUAGGCCUCUUAAUGGCCUUGGUUCUGCCAUAGCGAUUCUCGGGACAUUCCUGUAUUCUCAGGCAACAUCUGCAAAGACAGCAAAGAAAAUUGAAGGUGAAAAGAGUAGUUAGAGAAAAAGAAGGAAAGUGGGAAUAUUAGACAGAAAAACUGUUUGAUGAUUAUUGAGUAUUACUGUUAGCCAUGUUAGAUUUAGACAUUAAAUAAGAUCUUCCAUUCUGGUUUCUUUUGAACUGCUGCUUGAUUUCAUAUUGAUGUUUUAAAUCACCUUUCAUUUAUUUGGUUUAUUUUGAUCGAUAUAACCACUUCUUGCUUGAA
Messenger RNA from Lotus japonicus, 1663 nucleotides. RefSeq names its product xylulose 5-phosphate/phosphate translocator, chloroplastic. The transcript has a single exon. The record is from RefSeq and is a predicted model, not a curated record. Gene Ontology annotation, cellular component: Golgi apparatus. NCBI's taxonomy places the organism in Eukaryota, Viridiplantae, Streptophyta, Magnoliopsida, Fabales, Fabaceae. Bases 178 to 1458 code for a protein of 426 amino acids. Gene Ontology annotation, molecular function: antiporter activity; phosphoglycerate transmembrane transporter activity; triose-phosphate transmembrane transporter activity.